Messenger RNA from Durio zibethinus, 3711 nucleotides. RefSeq names its product Zinc finger C-x8-C-x5-C-x3-H type family protein. Gene Ontology annotation, cellular component: nucleus. The record is from RefSeq and is a predicted model, not a curated record. Gene Ontology annotation, molecular function: metal ion binding. NCBI's taxonomy places the organism in Eukaryota, Viridiplantae, Streptophyta, Magnoliopsida, Malvales, Malvaceae.
AUGUACUUACCUCUGCAAAUUGUAUGGACAGUACUAUAAGUACAUAUAGCUUAGAUUCCAAUCCUGUUGAAGCUACGGUUAGUUGUAUUGGGUGGCUUGAUGUUGGCUUACAGCAUGCUAGAGAUAAAGUUAGUAUUUUGCACAGGAGCAGUUCAAAUGAUACCUUUCCUGGGGUGAGUGCUAGUGCAGAUGAAAAGUCUCCAGAGAAGAAAGGGAAAAUCUCUACGUCCUUUCCUAGUGUGACAGCACCUGUAAUCAGCCGGGGAGUAGAAGUUUCUGAUAUCUCUAAAUCUUCUGCACAACUACCUUCCAAUUUUACAAAUGAUCUAUUGCAAUUGGAACAGGAAGUUACAGAUGGUCUCAAUACACAAGAGAUUGAGUUCUUGUGUGUAAAUGGCUCAGUGGCUGGACCUUCGCAGGCUGUUGGCUCUUAUAGUGAUGCCGGCAGGGAUGAUCAUCCAAUCAUUGAUCCUUGUUCAGCUUUUGUUGAGUCAGUUGCUCCAAGUUCCACAUGCCUUCAUCUGGUAAAGUUGGGAGGUGAUCAGUUAUCAACGGCAACACCAGUUUUUGCUGUAAAUAACCAUCAAAUUGAUGCCAUGGAUAUUGAAGGUGAUCACAGGGGAAAAGUGCAUGUGGAUACUGCAGAAGAGCAAAAAAUCAUUUCUAGUGAGGUAACUCAAUGCAGAGUUUUUCCAGAAGAUAAGUCUUCCCGCUUUGAUCAGAGGUUGCCUAGCACAGAUGUGGAAGAUGAUAAUCCUCUUCCCCUGAAGGUUGAUUUACCUUCUGCAUCGAAAUCUUUGGUUUUUGGAAUUGAUGCCAAUGAAGCUUCUGCUGCCUACUCUAAUGAUGCAGUGAUGGCUGCACCUGAUAUAUCAUAUGAUUUGGUUUCUCCCUGUAACCGUGAUAACCCAGUUAUAAGCACAUCAACUUACAAAGCACAUCUAAACUCAGAAGAGAAGGCUUAUGGUGAUGAAAAACUUUCAGAUGAUAAGCCUAUGAUUGAAGGUGCUUGCAGUUCAUCUGUCCUUGUGUCAUAUUCACAGCAGAGCAAAACUAUUCUGAAGUCAAAUGAUGCAAUUCAAACCAAUCAAUCAGUUGCUGGCAAGGCAGGAUUGUUGCCAUCACAUGAUUCCAGAAAUACUAAUUCCCCCAAUUUCCUUAGUGGAGAAACACAUGGGAGGAGAGACCAGCUUAGUCAUGUUGUUCCCAAGAGUUAUCCUACUCGCUCAUCUAUUGUUUUUUCUGCUUCCAAGAAUUCAACAUCUUCUACCAAUAUCACAAAUCUCCAGACAUGGCAUCGAACCAAUAAUUCUUCUGCCUAUCCUCUAUCAGGAAACAAACAUUCCUUAAGUGCCAAUCCUUUGCAAAGGCAUAUUCCAAAAAUGGCUGCACAUUUUCGAAGCACUUCUUACAUUCGUAAAGGUAACAGUCUUGUUAGAAAAGCUGUUUCAGUUCCUGCUCCUCCCCAGGGUUCUCAUUCUUUGAGUUCAUCUGUUUACCGGCUGAACUCUGGGGUUGUGGAUGAAGUGAAGAAGGGGGCAGGACCCAAAAGUUCUGCUGAUGCUGUUGAUUUGAGAACAGGUCGUGCAAAUAGCUCUCUUGAAAGGCCCUCAACACCCCCCUUAUUCAGUGUCACGAAAGCACCGAAGCAUACUUCAAACUCAUCAGGAGAGUGUACAUCUUCGCCACUGGCAGAGCCCUCUAUUAGUGAUUGCUGUGAAACGACAACAUAUCAUCCAAGUUCUAUGGAAAUUAAUGAUGUGCUUAAUUCACCAGAGGAUGGACUGAAUACUUCUGAAACUCUAAAUCAAAAUGGUUCAGUUAACAAUUUGGAAGACUGGACUGAGCAAAAUGAAAAUGACUUGGUUCCUCCAAAUGCAAAGAUGGUAACAUGUGUAAAGCCAAAAUCAAAUCAAUUGGUUGCAACUUCAGAUUGUUAUCGUACCUCUAUUCUCAAUGCUGAUAAGAACUCCUUUUCUGCUUCCUCUGAUGGCUACUAUAAGAAAAGAAAAAACCAGCUAAUUAGGACUGCCCUUAAGAGUCAUAUCAAGCAGGCAGUUACCAUGUCUGAUGACGAAUCCAACUCAGUGGUACGAAUGACUGCUAAAGUUAUUUCGAGUAGAACUUUUGGUAUGAGGCGAUCUAAUAAAGUUGUAGUGAAGACCAAUAAACCUUCCAAAUUCUCUCUGGUCUGGGCUCUGCAUAAUGCACGGUUAUCAAAUAAUGAUGGCAAUUCACAAAGUCAUCCAAAAGUCCUUCCACAACUGUUUCCCUGGAAAAGAAUGACAUACAAGAGAAGCUUUAAGUUAAACUCAGUUUCUUCGUGCUGUAGUUCUUUAUCUACAAUUGGACGGAAAAUGUUGCUAUUGAGAAAGAGAAAUACAUUUUAUACCAGGUCAACUAAUGGAUAUUCAAUUCGGAAAUCAAAGGUAUUAAGUGUUGGCAGUUCUAGUUUGAAAUGGUCAAAAUCUAUUGAAAGGCAUUUGAGGAAAGCUAAUGAGGAAGCUACACUAGCAAUUGCUGAAGCAGAAAGAAAGAAAAGAGAACAAAAUGGCACUCUUUCUGGGAAAGGCAAAAGAAGUCACUCUUGCCAUAAAGUUGUUCAUGGUACAGAAGUUCAGCCAGGAGAACGUAUAUUCCGCAUUGGUUCAGUGCGCUACAAAAUGGAUUCUUCUAGGCGUUCCCUUCAGAGGAUAUCAGAUGACGAGUCGUCAUGCUCUGCUGGUCACCUAUCAGAAAGGAGUACCAAAAAAUCUUAUAUCCCAAGGAGAUUAGUGAUCGGGAAUGAUGAGUAUGUUCGAAUUGGCAAUGGCAACAAGCUUGUUAGAGAUCCCAAGAAGUGGACUCGUGUUUUGGCAAGUGAGAAAGUUCGGUGGAGUUUGCACACUGCCAGGUUGCGAUUGGUUAAAAAGCGGAAGUACUGUCAGUUUUUCACAAGAUUCGGGAAGUGCAACAAAGAUGAUGGAAAGUGUCCCUAUAUUCAUGAUCCCUCCAAAAUUGCUGUAUGCACGAAAUUUCUCAAGGGUCUAUGUUCUAAUCCCAACUGCAAAUUGACUCAUAAGGUCAUUCCGGAAAGAAUGCCCGAUUGUUCAUAUUUUUUGCGAGGUUUGUGCACAAAUGAAAGUUGUCCUUAUAGACAUGUACAUGUCAACCCAAAUGCCUCUACUUGCGAAGGAUUCCUUAGGGGUUAUUGUGCUGAUGGUAACGAGUGUCAGAAGAAGCACAGCUAUGUCUGUCCCAAUUUUGAAGCAACAGGUUCCUGCCCUCAAGGAUCUAAAUGCAAGCUUCACCACCCCAAAACCCGAAGCAAGGGAAAGAAAAGCAAAAGGUCAAUGGAGCAUAAGAAUGCUCGUGGGCGUUACUUUCGUAUUGACAUUUCGGAACCAAAAAGAAUUUCUGAAAGACACCAGCCACUAGAUGAUGACAACAUUUUCUUUGAUGGGAAAUUCUCUGAUUACAUUAGCCUCGAUGUUAUUGAUGAUGAUGACAAUGAUGAUAAAGCUGGGGAACUUCAUCGAGUGAUUUCUGAUCAAACAACCUUUGGUGAUAGUGAUUCCUCGGAUUUACGAUUAGAUGAUCUCGAUGAAUCAAUCAAACCUAUUCUUAUAAUGAAUAAGAUUACAGAAUCAUUGAUGGUUAGCAAAGCUUCUAGUGUUAAGCAUGUGGCCUUACAAAAGAGGAACUGAAUAUUCUGUACAGAAGGGGACGAAU